CACAGGAGGAGGGCCCGGAACACUGGAGGAGGGGCCAGAACACUGGAGGAGGGCCCGAAACACUGGAGGAGGGGCCCAGAACACAGGAGGAGGGCCCAGAACACUGGAGGAGGGCCCAGAACACAGGAGGAGGGUCCAGAACACUGGAGGAGGGCCCAGAACACAGGAGGAGGGUCCAGAACACUGGAGGAGGGCCCAGAACACUGGAGGAGGGCCCAGAACACUGGAGGAGGGCCCAGAACACUGGAGGAGGGCCCAGAACACUGGAGAAGAGCCCAGAACACAGAAAAAGGGCCCAGAACACUGGAGGAGGGCCCAGAACACAGGAGGAGGGUCCAGAACACUGGAGGAGGGCCCAGAAGACUGGAUGAGGGCCCAGAAUACUGGAGGAGAGCCCAGAAUACAGCAGAAGGGCCCAGAACACAGCAGGAGGGCCCAAAACACAGGAGGAGUGCCCAGAACACAGGAGGAGUGCCCAGAACACAGGAGGAGGGCCCAGAACACAGCUGGAGGGCCCAGAACACGGCAGGAGGGCCCAGAACACAGGAGGAGGGCCCAGAACACAGCUGGAGGGCCCAGAACACGGCAGGAGGGCCCAGAACACAGGAGGAGGUGCCUGGAACACUGGGUAAUGUGGGCGGACGCGAGACGAGGCGCGGGCCUCAGUAGUCUCCCCUCUCAGGUGUCGUCGUCAUGGCGGUGUGAGCGGAGCCCCAGGAUGGUGGGCGGGCUUGUGGCGGCCGUGAUGCUGGCCGUGGUGGGGCUGGCCUGCGCCCACCCCGACACCGACGACCUCCACGACCUGGGCCUCAGCGUCGUCGCCAAGCGCGACCUGGAGUUCAACCAGUACGUGCCCGGGUACAGGCUGCGGGGCGAGCCCAGCUGCGAGGAGCUGCGCGAGAUGUGGCGACUCAGCAAGCGCGAGGCCCGGCGAGCCACCUCCACCAACCAGCUGCCCAGGACCCGCUCCUACAACAACUACGGCAGACACAGGACCUUCGGCCCGGACUCCAACGGCCGGUCCAAGUCCUCCAUCUACGGCAGCAUCAUACCCUAUCCAAGCCCCUCGCAAGCCCGCCCUAGCCCCUUCGAGAAUCUGAGGGCUAUCCUGGGCUCUGGGAACCGCCAGGGCAAGUAUGAUGCGGUGCACCGUAAACUGACCGCGAUGCGAGGACCUGGCCGCUCCUCUAAGGGCCGGUACGACGAGCUGCGGAGGAUGAUGGCGGCGGAGCGUCAGGAGCCGCGUCCCGUGGCCCUCGCCCUCCGUGCGUCACCGCAGGAGGCUCACCAGCCUAGUCCCAAGUCCCGCAGGGAGCCCCCGGCCAUGUACCCCAGGACCAUGGCGGGCUCCACGCACUUCAGCCACCAAGGGUUCGUGGGCCCGUUAUUGCCCGCUGACUCCAGACUCACCGCAUUCACCCCUGGCAGCCAGCGGCCUCAGCCCCUGAUAUG
Messenger RNA from Procambarus clarkii (red swamp crayfish), 1452 nucleotides. Lineage: Eukaryota; Metazoa; Arthropoda; Malacostraca; Decapoda; Cambaridae. The record is from RefSeq and is a predicted model, not a curated record.